Molecule: messenger RNA, 1206 nt
Organism: Chelmon rostratus (copperband butterflyfish)
Lineage: Eukaryota; Metazoa; Chordata; Actinopteri; Chaetodontiformes; Chaetodontidae
Product: serine/threonine-protein kinase SBK2
Exons: 5
Coding region: 1-1206 (401 amino acids)
Biological process (GO): peptidyl-serine phosphorylation; peptidyl-threonine phosphorylation
Molecular function (GO): protein serine/threonine kinase activity; ATP binding
Source: RefSeq, a predicted model, not a curated record
AUGUACAGCGACACCAAAGCCCAGCCGGGACCCCCCGGGGCCAGCUGUGGUGGAAACAUCAGCGUUCCACCAGACAAAACAACCGCUGCCGCGAAGCUCCUGGACGAGAUGUGUCACCUGACGGCUCAGUCUCUGACGCCGAUGGACACAUCGGAGCACUUCAGGGUCCUGAAGCUCCUGGGCGAAGGCUCGUACGGAAAAGUCAUGCUGGCCGUGCACAGGAAGAGAGGUACUCCGAUGGCUCUGAAGUUCUUCCCCCGUGAGUCCACCUCUCUGUUCUCUUUCCUGAGGGAGUAUAACCUCUCCCUGUCCUUCUGCACCCACCCGUCCCUGACCAGGGCCCUGGGAAUCGCCUACUCCACACCCUCACACUACGUCUUCGCUCAGCAAGCUGGCCUCUUUGGAGAUCUCUACGACGUCAUCCUGCCAGAGGUCGGUAUGGAGGAGGACUGCUGUCAGAGGGUGGUGUCUCAGCUGGGUGGAGCGCUGGCCCACCUGCACUCUCUUGGUUUCGUCCACAGAGACGUCAAACCGGAGAACGUCUUCCUGUGUGACUCCGCCUGCCGCUGGGUCAAACUGGGCGACUUCGGCAUGGUGAAGGCCCGCGGCACCAGGGUCCCAGAGGUCUGGUACAGGUCUCCGUACUGCACCCCUGAGGCCGAGGUCGCUCGCGGAAACGAGGACAGUAGGAGAAGCACGAGCGACGGCGUUAAAGAGGAUGAGGAGCAGAACACGAAGCCGAGAGUUUGGGAGUCUGUGGAGUCCAGCACGGACAGCUGGGCGCUGGGGAUCCUGACCUACGCCAUGCUCACCGGCACCCACCCGUGGGCCGAAACAGCCAGCGACUGCCUCUCAUACCUGAAGUAUCAGGAAUGGUUCGACAGGGCGAGAGGGCCUGACGAUGAGCUGGACGUGUGGGCAGAGCCGCCUGCCGACAGCGCCCAGGAUGUCAUCAGCGGAAAGAAAGGCCGCCCUCCCGUCGCGCCCCAGUUUGCAUGUUUCACCCCACUGGCCUGCUCCUUCUUCCACUCGCUGCUCGACCCGAGGCCGCGGCUUCGUGGACGGCCCGAGGAUGGACUGAGUUACCUCGGAGGGGACUGGGUGAUGGAGAAGGAGAGGGUGCGGCUGGAGGAGAAGAGGAAGAAGAGCAGAGGGAAAGGAGCCAUCAGGAACAUGAAGGAGAUGGAGGGGAGAGGAGAGCGAUGA